This is a messenger RNA of Didymodactylos carnosus, 1887 nucleotides long. NCBI's taxonomy places the organism in Eukaryota, Metazoa, Rotifera, Eurotatoria, Philodinida, Philodinidae. The record is from the annotation of a GenBank genome assembly.
AUGACACCAUAUUUCGAUUUGUGGCACCAUUUGUAUAUGGAUAAUUAUUAUAAUAGUGUGGAAAAUAGUCAAAUUUUAUUGAAACAUAAAAUUAGAAUAUGUGGCGCUAUUCGUAUAAAUAGAGGUGUACCAGUAUGUUUAAAAACUGUACAACUAAAAAAAGGAGAGACCGUUUAUCGCAGAAAAAAAGAUGUUUUGGUACAAAUCUGGAGAUCCAAAAAUGAUGUGCGAAUAAUAUCAACAAUCCAUUCCGCAGAAAUGAAAGAAAGUAGAAAUAUUGAUAGGGCUACAAAAGAAAAAAUUAUAAAACCCGUCGGGGUAAUUGAUUAUAAUAAAUAUAUGAAAGGAGUAGAUCGAGCCGAUCAGUACAUUUCGUACUUCAGAAUCGCAAGAAAAACUAAAAAAUGGACAAACAGGGUAUUCUUCUAUUUGUUAAAUUGUGCCCUUUUUAAUGCGUAUCGUGUAUAUAACAAUUUAAACACAAUGAAGAUGCGAUACAAGAAGUUUUUACAUGCGAUUGCACGUAUGUGGAUAACCGACGAUAUUCAAGAUGUAGACGACGAUGAAGAAAACCCUGGACCAUCCGAAUUGCGGACAAGACGCGCACCAAAAUUAGAUCCGCCAACAAGAUUAUCACAAGACAUGAAACAACAUAUAUUGGAAAAAAUAAUAGGCACUGGAAAAAUACGCCAUCCUCAAAGACGAUGCCGUGUGUGCGCUAAACAUAAUAAACGGAGUACAACGAUUACAUAUGCAGACACUGUAACGUUCCACUUCACAGGGGUAAAUGUUUCACAAAAUUCCAUACACUUAAACAUUAUUAGUAUACAUAUAUGUUAUAUAUACAUGUAUUACAUAUGUAUUUUGUUUGUAAUAAAAAUUCAAACAAUAAAAUUUUUAUGUAAAUGCAUUGAAAUAAAAUUUAUUUUGAAAUAAACUUUGUGCUUUUGCAUAAAAAAAAGCUUUUUUGAAUGGAGCAGUAUCUGUCAAAAAAUGUAGGCUACAGGCAUAAAUUUGCGCGCAAACAAGCCGGACCGUAAUGUGUUAAGAACUUUCGAGAAAAUGGGCGCAGUUUUUAACCUUAUCACUACCACAGGGACACAUAUGUCCCAAACAACGUCUAAACAAUAACUUAUGGGAAAUGAAAGCACUUAGAAUUUUUCUACUUUCGUUCUUUUUUCGUUUCUUUCUUUGACUACAUAUGCUACAUGUGGAUAACUGUUUAGAACAAUGAAUUUUUACGCGAUAAGGUUUUUAAUUUAGUACGGUAAAAGUAGAAAAAUCCUAUUUUCUGAAAAACUGAUCCUUCGCAGUUUCUUUAAUCCGGACAACAAAACAAACAUUGCCACGAUAAUUAGCGUGUCCGAUAGUCUAUGUGUCAUGUGCUUUUCAGGUUCACAGAGCUCAGGUCUGGCGGAUAGGCAGGUCCUUGGCGAUUUCCUGUGGUGAUGUUAUAUGAAGCUCUAAGACUCAUGCCAUUGUAAAGACGGAAGUCUCUUUUAUAUAAGAGACAAAUUUUGAGCCUGGCUCACUAUGCAAAGUCUACGAACGGCGAGCUCAAACUUUUUCCUUCGAAAGGUACACCACCGUAGACCUGUUCUGGAAGCUUCGUUACUUCAUAGAUCUAUGUGUCUCGAUGUCUGAUUUAAGAAACUAAAAACCGGAGGAUUUUAGCUCUUGUCGUUCAAAAGUUAUUAAAAAAACAUCGAUGGAAAUGGACAAUACAUUAGGUACCUUAUUUUUAGUGUACAGCUAUACUUUCAGUAAGGGGACACCUUCUAUAUCCUGAUCGGGAUAUAUAUCCCGAUUGGGAUAUAGCUAUAUCCCGAUCAGGAUAUAGAAAAAAAGUAGUAUCCCGAUCGGGAUAUAAAACACGAAAUUUCGUCG